Histoplasma mississippiense is the source of this 225-nucleotide messenger RNA. RefSeq lists its product with no specific name. NCBI's taxonomy places the organism in Eukaryota, Fungi, Ascomycota, Eurotiomycetes, Onygenales, Ajellomycetaceae. The transcript is spliced from 3 exons. The coding region runs from base 1 to 225 and encodes 74 amino acids. The record is from RefSeq and is a predicted model, not a curated record.
AUGUCGAUAUUGGGAUAUAUCACAGAUUUGGGGAAUAUGAUAGAAUCUAUUGCUCUCUUCUUCUUUGCGUUUGAUUUUGUUACUCGCAAUCCUCUUCAGGUCGCUGGAGUGGACAAGACAGAUAUCGAUAGUCCUCCGGGAUCAUGGCAAACAAAGAAAAAAAGUUUGUGCUACCCACCCAAAACAGAAGAAUUAGACCAGAAUAAGGAGGAGCAUGAAGUUUAA